Messenger RNA from Ananas comosus (pineapple), 3407 nucleotides. RefSeq names its product MDIS1-interacting receptor like kinase 1-like. The record is from RefSeq and is a predicted model, not a curated record. Gene Ontology annotation, cellular component: plasma membrane. Gene Ontology annotation, biological process: protein phosphorylation. NCBI's taxonomy places the organism in Eukaryota, Viridiplantae, Streptophyta, Magnoliopsida, Poales, Bromeliaceae. Gene Ontology annotation, molecular function: ATP binding; protein kinase activity; protein binding.
ACUUCCUCCUCCCCCACACUCUCCCCAGCUGCUUCAAACCACUCACCAUUAAUGGAAGCAUAAUAAGCAAAAGCAAAAGGAAAUUUACAGAGGAGAAAGAGAAGCAGCAGCACCAAAAUGCUAAUCACUAGAAUGCCAAUUCUCUUCCUCUGCAUGCUCUCAUUAACUGCAUUCUCUGCCGCCGCUGCUGCGGCCGAUGACGAGGCGGCGGCGCUGCUGGCGUUUAAGGCGGUGCUCGCCGACCCCCUCGGCGCGCUCCGCGACUGGACACCGCCGCUGCCGUCGUCGUCGUUGUCGUCGCAUUGCAAUUGGACCGGCGUGCGGUGCGAUUCGCGGGGCUCCGUCACCGGCCUCGACCUCUCCGGCCUCAACCUCAGCGGCUCUGUCGCCGCCGACCCCCUCCGGCGCCUCCCGGCGCUCGCCUACCUCAACCUCUGCUGCAAUUCCUUCUCCUCCCCGCUCCCGAACCCCCUCCCGGGCCUCCCCGCCCUCCGAGAGCUCGACGUCAGCGACAACAACUUCGCCGGCCGGUUCCCUGCCGGCCUCGGCGCCUGCCCCGCCCUGCGCUCCCUCAACGCCUCCGGCAACAACUUCGACGGCCCCCUCCCCGCCGACGUCGGCAACGCCACCGCCCUCCAAGUCCUCGACUUCCGCGGCGGCUUCUUUGCCGGCUCGCUCCCGCCCUCCUACCGCGGCCUGCAGAAGCUCGAAUUCCUCGGCCUCUCCGGCAACAACCUCACCGGAGAGCUCCCCGCGGCGCUCUUCGAGCUCUCCGCAUUGGAGGAGCUCAUCAUCGGAUACAACGAGUUCGAGGGCCCGAUCCCUGCGGCCAUCGGGAACCUGACCAGGCUCCGGUACCUCGACGUGGCGAUUGGGAACUUGAACGGCGCGAUACCGCCGGAGCUCGGGAGGCUCCGGAUGCUGACGACGGCGUACCUGUACAAGAACAACUUCGUCGGCGAUAUUCCGAGAGAAUUGGGCAAUGCAAGCGCGCUGACAAUGCUCGACCUCUCCGACAACGGGCUCACUGGGCCGAUACCGGCGGAGCUUUCGCAGCUGAGUAACCUGCAGCUGCUGAACUUGAUGUGCAACCGGCUGAAGGGCGCGGUGCCCGGCGGCAUCGGCGAAUUGCCGCGGCUGGAGGUUCUGGAGCUGUGGAACAACUCGCUGACGGGGCCGCUGCCCUCCGGCCUCGGGCGAGCCUCGGCGCUGCAGUGGGUGGACGUGUCGACGAACUCGCUGUCGGGGCCGAUCCCCGCGGGGCUCUGCGAUGGCGGCAACCUCACCAAGCUCAUCCUCUUCAGCAACGCGUUCGCGGGGCCGAUCCCGCCGGGGCUGACGGCCUGCGCCUCGCUGGUGCGGGUGCGCGUGCAGAACAACCGCCUGAACGGCUCCGUCCCCGCAGGGCUCGGCCGGCUGCCGCGGCUGCAGCGCCUGGAAUUGGCCGGCAACGAGCUGUCGGGGGAGAUACCCGACGACAUCGCCCUCUCGACGUCGCUCUCCUUCGUCGACCUCUCGCACAACCGCCUCCGGUCGGCGCUCCCCGCGAACAUCCUCUCCGUGCCGACGCUCCAGAGCUUUGCCGCCGCCGACAACGAGCUGACGGGCGGCGUCCCCGACGAGCUGCAGGACUGCCCCUCGCUGUCUGCGCUAGACCUGUCGAGCAACCGCCUGUCCGGCAGCAUUCCCGCGAGCCUCGCGUCGUGCCAGCGGCUCGUCACGCUGAGCCUCCGGAGUAAUAUGUUCGCGGGCACGAUCCCGGCCGAUAUCGCGAUGAUGCCGACGCUGUCGGUGCUCGACUUGUCGAAUAACUUCCUCACCGGAUCGAUACCGGCGAACUUCGGCAGCUCCCCGGCGCUCGAAAUGCUCAAUUUGGCCUACAACAACCUCUCCGGCCCGGUGCCGUCGACGGGGCUGCUGAGGACUAUAAACCCCGACGACCUCGCCGGAAACUCUCGGCUCUGUGGUGGCGUGCCUCCGGACGUGCACGUGAGGCACAUUGCGGCCGGAUGGGCGGUCGGGAUAACGGCGGUGGUUGCGAUUGCCGCCGCGGCGAUCGCGGGGCGGCGGCUGUACCGGCGGUGGUACGUGGACGGCGCAGGCUGCUGCUGCGAGGACCGGUUCGACGAGGAGAGCAGCGGGGUCGCCGGAGCCUGGCCGUGGCGGAUGACGGUGUUCCAGCGGCUGAGCUUCACCAGCGCCGACGUGCUUGCGUGCGUCAAGGAGGCGAACGUCGUCGGGAUGGGCGGGACGGGGAUCGUCUACAAGGCCGACAUGCCCCGGCACCACGUGGUGGUGGCCGUCAAGAAGCUAUGGCGCAGCCGUGGUGCAGGCGACGAUGAUUUAGCCGGAGAGGUGGCACUAUUAGGACGACUGCGGCACCGAAACAUUGUUCGGGUGGUCGGGUACAUGCGGAACGACUCUGACACGAUGAUACUGUACGAGUACAUGCCGAACGGGAGCUUGUGGGAGGCACUGCACAGCGGCGGCAACGGCGGGGCGGGCAGGCUACUGGUCGACUGGGUGGCGAGGUACAAUGUGGCGGCGGGGAUAGCGCAGGGGCUGGCGUACCUGCACCACGACUGCCGGCCGCCGGUGAUUCACCGCGACGUCAAGUCCAGCAAUGUGCUGCUCGACGCGAACCUGGAGGCGCGAAUUGCCGACUUUGGGCUAGCCAGGAUGUUGGAGCGCAAGGACGAGACCGUCUCCACGGUCGCCGGCUCUUGCGGCUACAUCGCGCCAGAGUACGGCUACACUCUAAAGGUGGAUCAGAAGAGCGACAUAUACAGCUUCGGCGUGGUCCUGAUGGAGCUACUGACCGGCAAAAGGCCGAUCGAGCCCGAGUUCGGCGAGGGCCAGGACGUGGUCGGGUGGGUGCGAGAGCGGCUGAGGAGCAACCGCGGGGUCGAGGAGCUGCUGGACCCCACAGUCGGGGGGCGGUGCGAGCAUGUCCGCGAGGAGAUGUUUUUGGUCCUGAGGAUUGCCGUGCUCUGCACCGCACGGUUGCCAAAGGACCGGCCAUCUAUGCGGGACGUGGUCACGAUGCUCGCCGAGGCAAAGCCGCGGAGAAAAAGCACGACCACAACCACGACCACGACCACGACCACGAUCGCGGCCACUACUACUGUUAUCACCACCAAUGUUGUGACUAACAAUAAGCCCGUGUUCACUACCUCCCCGGAUUCUGGGUACCUGUAGGCUUUUUUGGCGCCUCUUUGUAAUAUUUGAAUUCCAAAUUUUCUUUUGUAUGUAUUUUUAAUUUUUUUUUUUUUCAAAUUUCAAUAUUGGAUGUGUCGUAUAUUUUUUUAGAUUUUAUUAUUUUGGUGGUUAGGGAGAAAAAAAAUGGUAUUUGGGAAUAAAUUGUUACUUACUUGUAGAUGUUUUAAAUGUUUAAAAAGAAAUAAAAG